Phaedon cochleariae (mustard beetle) is the source of this 7583-nucleotide messenger RNA. The record is from the annotation of a GenBank genome assembly. NCBI's taxonomy places the organism in Eukaryota, Metazoa, Arthropoda, Insecta, Coleoptera, Chrysomelidae.
CAACAACAGUGCUAUUAGUCGUUCUUGUAUAUACAAGAAUCAAGAAUCGUUUCGUUUCGUUGUGGGGUCGCGACAAAACUAUUAUUUAGCGGAUCCUUCGUCCGCCCUGUGUAUUGCAUUUUAAUUUCGUUGACCAGCGGUCAAUCGAUUUCGGUGUGGCAACAGUAAAAGUUUAUUGUUGGUUGUGAUAUGUGAAAAUUUCUCUGGUGCUUUCAAUAAUUGACUAUUGGAUACUCUUAAGCUCGAUAAAACACAAAAUGUUUUCGACGGGCGUAUGUCGAUGGCUGUUUCUUGUGAUAUCACUUUCAACAUGGAAAAUAGUACUAAGUUCGAAGGAGAUGCGCGUAGUUUGUUACUAUACGAACUGGUCAGUCUACAGACCGGGUGCUGCCAAAUUCAGUCCACAAAAUAUCAACCCUUACAUGUGCACGCAUCUCAUUUACGCUUUCGGGGGAUUCACCAAAGAAAAUACGCUCAAACCGUUCGAUAAGUACCAAGAUAUAGAAAAAGGUGGUUAUGCUAAAUUCACUGGUUUGAAGACUUAUAAUAAGGAUUUGAAAACUAUGCUCGCCAUUGGUGGAUGGAACGAAGGUUCUUCAAGAUUUUCAUCAAUGGUCGCUAAUCCUGACAGGCGCAAAGAGUUUGUUAAAAACGCCAUAAAAUUCUUAAGACUGAACCAUUUCGAUGGAUUGGACCUCGACUGGGAGUAUCCUUCAUUCAGAGAUGGAGGAAAACCUAGAGAUAGGGAUAACUAUGCUCAACUCGUACAGGAACUGCGAGAAGAAUUCGAUAGAGAAUCUUCAAAAACAGGCCGAUCCAGAUUGCUGUUAACAAUGGCCGUUCCAGCAGGAAUUGAAUACAUCAAUAAAGGAUAUGACGUGCCAAAACUAACAAAAUAUUUGGAUUGGAUGAAUAUUUUGAGUUAUGACUAUCACUCAGCAUUCGAACCUGCAGUCAAUCAUCAUGCUCCUCUGUAUUCUUUGGAAGAAGAUAGUGAAUAUAACUACGAAGGAGACUUGAAUAUUGAUCACACGAUCAAGCACUAUCUAGAACUUGGAGCAGAACCGAACAAACUAGUUUUAGGAAUUCCCACCUAUGGAAGAUCCUACACUCUUUUCAAUCCAGAUGCUUUUGAAAUUGGUUCUCCGGCUGACGGACCUGGAGAAAUGGGGGAAGCCACUAGAGAAAACGGAUAUUUGGCAUAUUACGAGAUUUGCGAUUAUGUCAAAAACCAAGACUGGGAAGUGGAGCAGCCCAACUCCAAGGCCAUGGGGCCUUACGCCUUCAAAGAGAACCAGUGGGUGGGGUACGACGAUGAGGACAUAGUGAGAAGGAAAGCCGAGUACGUUGCUGAGAACAGCCUGGGUGGCAUCAUGUUCUGGGCCAUAGACAAUGACGACUUCAGAGGAGACUGUCACGGCAAGGCGUAUCCGUUGAUAGAGGCUGGAAGAGAAGCUUUGUUGAAGGCCUACGGACUUACCGAAGAUAACCAGAUAGUGCCAUCUUCAAAACCACAAAAGUCUAGGAGGAAAAGGCCGAAUAAAUCUACGAACAAAAUUAAUAAACCAUUGGAAGAGACACAUGUCAAGAUCGAGAAAUCUUCAACUAACAGAAGGAGGAACAGGAUAAAGCCAGUAGAAAAAGAACAGCCGAUAAAUGAGACAAAAUCGAGAAGAAAACUCAGGAGGAAAGAUUCUAGCAACAACGAUGACGAACCAACAAGCUACAGUAGUCUCAAGGUGGUAACACCUAGUUACACCACCCCUUCACCACCAUCUACACCAGACAUGGGAGGAGCAUUCAAAUGUGAAGAUGAGGGUUUCUUCCAACACCCCAAAGAUUGCAAAAAAUAUUUCUGGUGCUUAAGUGGAGCAGGAGAUUCUGGAAUUGUGGCUCAUGCAUUCACAUGUCCUGCAGGUUUGUAUUUCAAUAAAGCAGCAGAUUCGUGCGACUACAGCCAGAACGUUUUAUGCAACAAGAAGAUGCAGAAGACGAGUGCGACAACUAAAAAAGAAGAACCGUCAACGACAUCUACCACUGCUGCCACCAUUAUUUCGAGUACACGAAUUCCUCCAAAAAUUACAGCGGCAACAAGCAGAACAACAUUCAAACAAACGACUACUACGACUGAAGCAUUUGAAGAUGAAUACGAGUAUGAAGAUGAAGAAGAAGACAAUAAUAAUACCAAGACUGAAACCGAAGAAGAGGACCCGAGAGUUAUCAAAGAGUUGAUUGAUUUAAUCAAAAAAGCAGGUGGGAUAGAGGAACUCGAGAAGCAACUCCGAUUUUCGAAUGGAGGAGCUGAAUCUUCUGAGUCCAGCAAGUUCACUACUCAGUCCUCAAUCAGCAAGUCUCUUUAUGAAAAAGUUAUAAGUAAAGCUAUCAAGAAUAAUGCAGACACAAAAAAACUGUAUUCUUCUAUACAAAAUAGCAGAGGAUCACAAACUGAUGGCUUGGCAACAAGAAGAGAAAAGUCCCCUUCACAAUCAGGAACAACGAGAGGAAAAUUAUCCUAUACAUCAAUUUCAAGAAGCAGACCUGCCAAUACCAAAUCUGCUGAGGAUAAAGAAGACACUGAAACCGAGAAUAUUAGCGAGAAAACACAAUCACGAUCAUCAGCUGGAAAGACGAAUUCAGUAGAGUAUGUCAACAUCAGAAGACCAAGAGUUAGUACCACUACUUCGGAGCCUGAAAAUAAUAGUGUGUUCAGUCGAAACAAAUACUUGGGCGAAACUGAUGACGAUGAAGACGAUUCUGAAUACGAUGACGGAGAAGACGAAGAAGAUGUAAGCAUCAAUACACCAAAGAAACAAACGUACACUCCACAAUAUGUCAACAUCAGAAGACAAAGGCCUUCAACAACCGAAGAACCUACAAGCUCUAAAUAUUCAGAUAUACGUAGAGGUUCGUCUGCACCACCAGAACAAUCUGAACAAGAACGCGAUGGACCUUCAACAACCUCGAAGUAUAAGUUCUUGCGACGUGGUACCACUUCUACAACAAGUCCACCAUCAUCGGUCACUGCUGAUUCUCAAUUGUCCAGAUUGCAAACAACACCGGCUAGUUCAUCCCAACCAGCUGACAAAGAAAUAAGCUCCAAGAGGUACAUUCAACUAACUCGUGGGACCACGACUGAGAGAUCUUCACUCGAAAAUGAUAAAACAAUAAUUGGGUCGGAACAAGCACUCACAUCCACUGACGUAUUUUCUGCAAAUGAUAGUCAACUCAACAACUCAAACAAUGCAUCAGAUACUAGCGAACCUCUCUCAUCUAAAGAUAAUAACAUUCUUAUUGAAACCGAAACUAACAAAAUUGUAGACACUACAACUACGUCAACUACGAUAAAUGGUGGAGAUUCAUUAACUACCAAGAAAAUUCCACAAGUUUUUGAUGCAAAAUCGACAUCAACCCCUGUCACUGAAUCAGCCAUCCUGACUGCAAAGGUGAGUCAACCAAAUUUCAGAUAUCGAUCUCGAUCGAAGAUAGACAAUCAAUAUUCAGAAAAUAUCCAAAGUAGACAGAAUAUCGUCAGGAAUGCCUCGAGGUUCAGGCCAGAAACGUCAGAGAAAGAAACGAGAGAGAUAAUUGACAGAGCUUCAGUACCACAGAAAAGGCGUAUCAUUUCUACAACUGAAAAAAAUAUUGAAGAAAAUAGAACAUACAGACCAACGGAACUCGCUGACUUAUCUUCGCUCACUGCUGUUGAUUUUUCCAAAAUCAAGGAGUUCAAUAUAGGACAAUCUUCUAAUAGAAGAAGACGCCCAGUCAUUACUAGUUCUACGACCACUUCUACAGAAUAUCCAGAAAGUUCUUCAUCUGUCAAAACUAGCAUACGCAAAUUGACUGAACAAUCGACUUUUGAUAAAAGCAGAAGAUUGGUAAGAGGACGUGAAAAUCAGACUCAGUUAGUAUCUGAAUCAACUAAGAAAUUUCGUCGUGUCACCUUUGGAACCACAGAAGAACCUUCAGCAAGUAAAAGUAUUCCUGAAAAUUCCGAAUCUUCAACUACUCCAAGGAAUAGAAAGAUAAUUCGCAGAUUCAGACCCGGUUCUCGGAAUCCAAUUAACUUCAAUGAAGACCGAACAAAGAAUGUUAAUGAAAAUAUUCUGUUUUCUCGAGAAAAGUUUGUCAACGAACCAAAUAGCAGUUCUUCAUCACCGACUAACAUACAACAACAAACUCUCAACGAAAACAAUAUAGAAAGCGAAAAUGAAGAAGAUAGUUUCGAAGAUACAAAUAUCGAUGAUGAAGAAGAAAAUAUCAAGUUAUCGGAAUCUAAUAUCAGAGAAAACAGCGCCUUGAACAGUUUUGGGUCGGAUCCAAAAUUCGAAAGAAAAACAUUCAAAUCUGAAAAUCUCUAUCGAAAGUCAACUAUACCUGAACAACAUAUCACUACUGAAAGGUAUGGUACUGACAUCGAAGUAAAUAAGACAAAGGAACCUAGCGUGAGAAUUCGUACAAGAAAAAUCAUUAGAAAAAUAACACCCACACCUGCCCCACCAAAUCAGAUAGAUCCAGAUCUAGCCAGUAGAAAAAGAAAAAUAAUACGUAAGCUACGACCCGUAACUGUUGCUAAUAUAAUACCAGAAAUGCAUGAGGAUGCUGAAAAUGACAAUGAUGACGAUUCAUCCAUCUCGACAGACUCUCCUGCUCCUGAGAUCAACUUGAAUACAACAUUUAACCAAUCCAAUGAAACAGAAUCUGAACCUGAAAGCUCAGAUGGAAAUGGAAAUAUAGAUCUUGAUGGUUUACCAGAACAUGAAAGUAGUAUAGGACUGGGACUAACUUCAGAAAACUAUGAAACGACGACAACGGAAAUAGUCGUACCGAAAUAUGUCAAUAAACUAUUCAAGCUCAGACCCAAUGAUUCCAGGAAGAGAUUCAAAAAUGCCCAAGAAAACAUUCCAUCAUCUACAGAAAAAACCACCUCAAGUAGUCCCAAAUAUAAAUCAUAUUCACGGCGUCCUAAUUACUCCAACAGAAGAUUCACUUCAACGGAAAAGAUAGCUAUUGACGAGAAAGAUGGAGAUAAUAUAGAUGGAGAAGAACCUGAUAGCAAAGAUGGCGCAUCAAGGGGUUUUGUAAGAUAUAAUUCGAUUGAACCACUAUCAACCACGCUUUCGAAUGAUUUUGUUACUAAAAGAUAUAACUCUCUGAGACGCCCUAGCAAUAAAAACACUACCUCUCAGAUUCCUCAACAUUCUACAGAAGUGGUCACAGAUGAAAUCAGCGAGUUCAUAACAACAGAGUUUGUCAAUGAAAAUAUUACAGUAACAACUGAUUCACCAACUACCGAAAUUGAAGCAUUAUAUGAAACACAAAUGUCCACAACUGAAUCAGCUACUGUCCAGCCUGCAACAACAUAUGAUGCUGAAAUUAUUACAAAUUCUAUUGAAACUACAAAAUAUGAUGGAGUCAUACAAGAUGUUGACCUAUCGACUACUUCAGAAUUGCCUUCAGAAACAUACGUCACAACCGAUAACGAUAGCAUAUAUACUAUUGUCACAGAUGAAUCCACUGAUUCCACAUCAAAUAACAUAACUACGGAAAUAUCCACGGAAAAUUAUUCAUCAACCACAGAGAAAUCAACUACCAAUGAAAUUGCAAACACAGUUCCAACCAUUCUGACUAGUCAUCGUACAAGCACUCUAAGGUCGAUAAAUCUUAGACCCAAGUAUGUCCCAACAAAACUCAAGGAAUUGAGUUUGAAUCAACCAACAGAGCCCAGCAAUAUUUUCAAGCCAACUAGGUUCUAUGGUAGAACACGUACUCAAUUCAAAUCCACCACAGAGUCAUCAAAAGCAUCAGAAGAUAAUUUGGCCUCAGAGAUAAAUUCGACAACAGAACGGGGCAGAAAUAAAUUUGGUAAAUUCAAAAAUGGAUUCAGAUCAGGCUUCUCAACGAAACAAAAUCAACUACAAAGCACCAGUACUACUACUGUGAGACCGAAAAAUACAUAUUUGUACCGAUACAGCACGACAAAAAAAAGUGUGGAUGACGUUGAAGAAGAAGACAAAGUCGAAUAUGAUGAAGACACAAAUGAUGAAGAUGAUGAUGAUGAAGGAGAAAAUGUUGAGAGAGAUGAACCAAGUAUCAAAGGAAAUAAUUUGAAUCAGCUAGUGUCUACUCGAAAAACACCUAAUAGAUUUACAAACAAACCUACGUUCUCAAGAACAACUGAGAAAGAACCUAAUGCUGAGGAAACGUUGAAAAAUAUCAACACAGAAGCUGUCAGAAAUAGAAACAAAAACUUGUUCUCUAAUAAAAAGAGAAUUAUGAAUAUUCCUGUAUCAGUUAGUACAAAACCAGAAACUCAACCUACAGAUGAGGAUAAUAGUUACAACUCCAUCACAACUGUUCCAUCGGCAACCACAUCAUCUUCUACUGAAUCAUCCACUGACUCACCUACAACCGAAUUCGUCAAAUCGUCUGACCAACAAGAGACUACAGAAUAUUUAACUACUCUACACCACAUUUUUGCACAAAUAGCUGGUGAUACUGAAACCACCACAAAACAAACUACUCCAAGGGAAAAUUCGGCAGAUAAGAUAGAACGACUCAUAGAAGUCAGUAGGAUUGUGAAUGUGAAAACCAAAGAGGAAAAAGUGAAACAUAAUCACGUUGAGCAAACAACCGAUGAAGUCUCCUCGAUCCUAGAUAAAAUUGGAGCAAUCAAUAGAGUGACAAGUAUUAAAGUGGUUGAUGUUGAUGGAAUGACGAAGCACGAAUCCGAAAAUGUGAAUGCUUUGUCGCCCAUAUUCGUACAUUCGAAUGCGAGUGAAUCCACAACCUCUGAAUCGCCAAUAAAAUCUUCUGUAGAUAUGAUAAUACAGAUAGCGAAAGUGCAAGAAGUGCCUCCACCAAAUUCUCUGCAAAAAGUUAAUCUUACCAACAUAAACGUACAAAUAGAUGCAUCUGGAAUCCCUGAUCAACUUUUCUCCCAUAGAGAAGAUAGGAAAAUAGACAUAUAUGGAGGAAGCAAGAUAAGUAAUAGCAAAACAAAUGAUAUCGAUUUACAGAAAGCCGAAAUAAUUGAUGGUAGAUCGCACAUCAAUAUUGUAACUCCUAGGCCGAUAUACAAUACUGAAGCUUCUACGAUUUCCUUAGAAGGACUUUUCCGUGCCGAUGAAUCACUCCUUUUUAAUAGAAAUAGUGCCUUGAAUGACGAGUUACUGGAAACUGAAAACUCGAAAUUCGUUAAUGUUAGAGUUCUACACCCUGAUGAAAGUGUGAGAAUCAAUAAAGAACUGAGGAAAGACGAUAAAGUUAUACCAAUCAAGAUUCUGAAACAAGACGAGGAUGAUGUCGCUACGAAAGCAAGAGUCGUUGAAAUUUUACCAAAAUCUCGUCUGGAUACGAUCAAAAUUGUACCAAUAAGAGUUGAAAUGUCUAGAUCAAUUGCCCAUAACUUGCCAUUAAUUGAUUUGAAUCGAACAUAAACUUUGACGUGAAAUUUAGCAAUUUCGAAUUAUUAGUUAGUAUUAUUGUUACGUAUGUAUAUAAAAAUCUCUUUGUUGUUAUAUAAAUAGAACAAAUAAUGUAUGUGUGAAAUGUAAAUAAUUUGCACCUCUGUAAUAUAUUCG